AACCCUAAACCCUGUCAUCAUCUUCUUCCGGUCAUUUCCUACUCUCUUUCAGCAGCUCAGCGUCCUCGCCGUGGCCUCUCUCCGGUUCUGUGCCGCCGUUGCCGUGUUUUUCCGCUCGUGCCACCGCAUCAUCCGUCUCUUAGAGAGUUUGAGCUGAUUUUCUACUCUCUUGCUGUUUCCGGUUAAGCUACUAGCAGACGAGUGUUCUUGUUUAAAUUGUUGUUUGGUUGCGAAAUGACUAAUACUCGUAUGUUACAGCAUCAAGGGAGAAGAGAGCUGAUGGUGGAAGUAUGGUGGUCGAUAUUGGGGGCAGCUAUUCCAGCAGUAGUUGCAGGACAAGCAUACAGAAUGAGGAGGAGGCAUUCUGAGGAGCAGAAAGUAAAGACUGCUAGGGGAAGGGAGAAGAAUCCAGAUGACAUUUUUGUCUGUGAGAGGGUCUGCACAUCAAAGAGAAUGUUGAAAAAGGUAGGCUCAUUCUCGAAAGACCCAAUUCCCGAUACUUGCGUGACUGUAUGUGGAUUAUCUGAACUCGAUGCCUGCACGGAUGCAUGUGCUCGCACUGUCUGUGUGAACCAGCAUCAAGUACCAAACUGGAACGACAUUUGUCUUAGGAGAUGCCAGAGUGAAUGUCUUAAGCUUUCUGCUUCACAUUCAUCUUAGUGAAUAUGGCAUGAUGUGUGUAAAUAAUGCGGUCUUUCCAUGCAUACCCUGUAUUGCAUUUUGAGUUGUGAAACAUUGGCCUAUAACUGUUGGCUUUCUGGAAGAUGUUAUGAAAUGUUUUUCUCAAUUUACCAAGUUCCUCUUGUUAUAAUACAGUGUUGCUUCUUUAA
Messenger RNA from Cucurbita moschata (crookneck pumpkin), 830 nucleotides. RefSeq lists its product as uncharacterized. NCBI's taxonomy places the organism in Eukaryota, Viridiplantae, Streptophyta, Magnoliopsida, Cucurbitales, Cucurbitaceae. The transcript has 3 exons. Bases 235 to 660 code for a protein of 141 amino acids. The record is from RefSeq and is a predicted model, not a curated record.